Messenger RNA from Rodentolepis nana, 1383 nucleotides. NCBI's taxonomy places the organism in Eukaryota, Metazoa, Platyhelminthes, Cestoda, Cyclophyllidea, Hymenolepididae. The record is from the annotation of a GenBank genome assembly.
AUGCCGGAAAUUCUGAAUGACUCGUUGGACACAUUUCCGGAACAAAGUGCCAACUUUUCACUUACAGAAUCUGGCGAAGAAGAUAUUGUUAAUAAACUCCACGUGGCGGUUGCAGCUUUGGGUCUGGUUACUAAUUCAAUGGUUGUGAUCGUUCUCACCCAACUCCAUAGAUCACAUCCAAUUGGUGGGGGUGAACGUUCGGCAAGAUGUAACCUUCUCGGUCUUGCUGUUGCUGACUUUUGUAUCUGCCUUUCAUCUUUGCCACUAGUAUACUCAAAACGUGUCUACAGACGAAGUGACGUCAUGUUUUAUUAUACCUUAUUUGGGCCUGGUCUCGCCUCCACUUUCCUGACGGUGAGUUCAUGGAUGGUUGUAUUGGUGUCAAUCCUCCGAUAUCUUGCGAUUUGUUGGCCUCUCAAAUCUCGUUUCUACCUUAGAACCAAGAGCGUUAUCUACGCUAUUAUAAUAAUCUAUCUGGCCGCAUUUAUUUUCAACUUUCCGAUAUUUUUUCAGUAUGAUUACAUAGUAGUACCUGACACUGAAUACGUACACAUUGUCGAUCGAAUUUAUCCACAUUUUUUUAAAGAUAUUUACGCUGUGACAUAUACAAUCUGCACAAAUGUUGGACCUUUUAUUGCAGUACUGGUGACAAAUAUCUCCGUAAUUGUGGCGUGUAAGAAAAGCCAAAUAAUUUGCGAAAAUUUUGAAGCCGCAAAGCAUAGGGACUACACCCACCCACCAACUUCCUCCUCUGGUAGCACGCCAAAUAAUGUGCCUGCUGAAUCCUCAAAUGGCAAUCCUACUUGUAACGUCUUUUCCACGUCAUCGGGAUCUAGACAACGCGUCCGUAUCCGAAGUCACAACUUAAGACCUCGAGCCCUGCAUAGAGUUACUCCACUUCUGUUAGCUGUCAUAUUUGCUUUUCUUCUCUUGUCAACGCCCUUUGGAAUUAUUCACUUUAUUUGCCUUAAAUUGAUUGAGAAUAUCGGCCCUCAGAUCAUUAAGAAUACGCAAUUAUUACAAAGAUAUCACACUCUCAACCGCCUGCUUCAAAUAACGAAUUUCUUCCAGGUAUUUGCGUGUGCAAUGAAUUUCUUUCUCUAUUUUGUGGUUUCGCAAACUUUCCGACGAACAACAAAGCGAACGAUGAGGCGCUUUUUCCAACGUUUUCGGCGUCGGAGGGGGUUGAAGCAUCUGUGUGCUUGCAUGUAUUCGGGUUGCUGUUGUAAGGAAAGAAGGCCGUGCAAGAACGAGGCUUGCAUUGUACGUGUCUAUUCGCCCAUUGAGUGUAGAAAUCAUCAUAGACGCAGAAGACAUGUUAUUCCUAUGCCUAUUUAUCAAGAAAGAAAUCUCAUUUCACCUAAAGUGGAAUUACAACAAUAG